CCCACUGAAGGAAACAUCACGACACCUCCGGCCGGCCCAACCUCGUCCAACUUCCACCAACACCCCAAUGCCUCCACGAACGCUCCUCCUGAGACCGCAAUGCGUGCAGAUAGUUCCCUUCAGGGCUCCGUGCCCAGCGACUGCUGCCUUCGUCUUCCGUUCAUACUCGUUGGCCCCGCCUAAGGUCCCCAAAGGCCCCAACCAGGACGUGCUCCCCCAUGUCUCCGAAGAGGCCGCCGCCACAGCCAAGAUCACCGGCGAAACCCCACCCGACCUCGAACAGGGCACUCCGAUCUCCGAGGUGAUCAAGCGCGACCCGCAAGCAAUGAAGCAUGCCCCCAGCGUGUUGAAGACGGACCCAACCGCCACCCCCGGGUCGAAGCGCGAGUACUCGACACUUAUGGGCGCUGGCGAUCGUGCCGAAGGACUCGGUCGUGCGACCGACAUCCCUCCCGUCCAGGUCGAUGCCGUGGAGAUCAAUCCCCGCCCCACCCUUCCCGAGGGAGCCAAAUACCCUCUGCCAGACCUACCACUUCCCGCCACCUCAAUCAUGCGCAAAAGAUACUCCCCGGUGGUCGAGCAGGUCACCAAUCUGAUCAUGCGCGACGGAAAAAAAGCAACCGCUCAUUCGGUAAUGACUGAAGUGCUUGCCAUCCUGCGCACCAAAUCCGCGCCGGUAGCGAAUGCCCGCACACCGAUCAUUCCCACCGCUCCGCCGCUCUCGUCCCUUCCCUCAGACCCUGUCGCGUAUCUACAGACCGCCAUCGACUCGGUUGCGCCGCUCCUGAGGAUCAAGAGUGUCAAGGGAUCUGGAGGUUUCCGUGAGAGUGUUCCCAGCCCUAUGUUCCUGCAGCAGAGGCGCAGGAAGGCUGUGAUGUGGAUCAUCGAGGCGGCCGACAAGAAGAAGGCUCGCAUGAGCUUGGCUGAGCGAUUAGCUGAGGAGAUUGUGGCAGUUGUCGAGGGCAGGAGCUCGGCGUGGGAUAAGAGACAGCAGGUUCACAAGACGGCGGUUGCAUCACGAGCAAACGUCAAGGUCAAGAUAUUGUAAAUUACUACACACAAAGGAACGCAAAGUUCAUGGGGGACUGCCUGUAAGCUAAUGAAGUACUUCUGCUUUCCAU
This is a messenger RNA of Tricharina praecox, 1121 nucleotides long. RefSeq names its product 30S ribosomal protein-like protein S7. Gene Ontology annotation, biological process: ribosomal small subunit assembly; translation. The record is from RefSeq and is a predicted model, not a curated record. The transcript has 3 exons. The coding region runs from base 68 to 1048 and encodes 326 amino acids. Gene Ontology annotation, cellular component: ribosome. Lineage: Eukaryota; Fungi; Ascomycota; Pezizomycetes; Pezizales; Pyronemataceae. Gene Ontology annotation, molecular function: mRNA binding; rRNA binding; structural constituent of ribosome.